Musa acuminata AAA Group (dessert banana) is the source of this 1977-nucleotide messenger RNA. RefSeq lists its product as uncharacterized. The coding region runs from base 1 to 1977 and encodes 658 amino acids. The transcript has a single exon. The record is from RefSeq and is a predicted model, not a curated record. Lineage: Eukaryota; Viridiplantae; Streptophyta; Magnoliopsida; Zingiberales; Musaceae.
AUGAACAGAGAAGGGGAACCGCCUUAUUCUGCUGCUACCGCUGGUGGCGGUGGUGGAAUUAAGCCAUGGGUUUUAAUGCUGUUGUUCUCCGUUCUUAUUCUACUCUUCUUUCCUCCCUGGCUCUCUUCCUCUUCACGUAUCUCCCGUCCCAUUGUGACGAGGAAGGGAUGGGAUGCCCUCAUCUUCCUUCUCGUGCUCUUCUUCGUUCUCUGUGGCGUCCUCGGCCGCCGCUCUGGCGGCGACGGUCCCGAGAGGUCCCCUCGGCAGGCCCUCGACGACUGGCUCAGGUUCACCAGUCCCACCGCCCAGGUUAGGUACUCCCGCCCCCUGCAGACCAGUCCAACGGCGGGCUUUAAUCGGAUGCGGAGCAGCAGCUACUACCCGGAUCUGAGGCCGGAUGUGAUGUCAUUGGGCAGCGGUGCCGCUGCAGCAGCCGACGCCGACGGGUGGCGUUGCUACGAUGAUAUACAGCAUUAUCGCCGGGGACCGGAAUCCAGGGGUUGGCAGCGGCAGAAUUUUGGGGAUAUUAAGUCGAAGACGAUUCCGGUGGACACCUUAGUUCUGCGGCGGAGCCCUUCUCCGAUAUCUAGAUCUUCGCCGAGCCCACCGUCGCCACCGCCGCAGCGGCAGCAGAGGAGAUCGGUAUACAAGCUCCCCGGGAGAGAGGUGGACGAAGAUGGCAUUUUUGGAUUGCAGAUGCCCCAUCCACCGUCGCCACCACCGCAGCGCCAGUCAAGGAGGAGGAGCGUCGAGGGGUUUCCAGAAGGGAGAGAGGUGGACAAAGAUGAGAUUUUUGGAUCGGAGAAGCCCCAGUUGCCGUCGCCACCGAGGAAGCGCCAGUCCAGGAGGAGGAGGUGCGUGGAGAAGUUCCCGGAAGAGAGGAAGGUGGACAAAGAUGAGAUAUUUGGAUCGGAGAAGCCCCAUCCACCGCCGCCUUGCAGACAGCGACAGCCGAGGAGGAGGAACUUAGAGAAGCUUCCUGAGAGGGAAGCGGAACAAAGCAUAAACCUUGAGAUCGAGAGGCACCCGCUGUCGCCCCAAGCGCCGGCGAGAUCACGGCGUCGGAGGAGGAGAAGCGUCGGGAAUACUCUAAAAUGGGAGGUGAAGCAAGAUCAUAACUUUUUGGGACUCGAAAAGCCUCAUAAGUCGCCGCCGGCGUCGCCACCGCCUCAUCUUCUGCCGCCACCGCCGCCGCUGCCACAGGAGGAGGAGAAGAGGAGGCAUGAAAAACGGAGCGGCGGUGGGGCGAAGGACUCCGCUGCCGCAGCUAUCACUUUGUUUGAUCAGCAGAAGAAAGGAAGCAAGGCGAUGAGAUCUCCCGAUGAUGUAUCGGUUCACUACGAGGUCUCCGCUUCUUCCCAUUCUCCACCGCCACCACCUCCCCCGCUCUUCCACCAUGUAUUGUCUCACAAGAAAGGGGAAAGUAAGAAGUGCCAGAUCAACUCGUUCUCAGCAGCUCCUCCACCACCUCCGAUGCUAAUCCGUCAGUCCAGGGAGCAAGUCUUACACCCACCGCCCUCUGCUCCAUCACAGAGCGAGGGGAAAGAAAAGACCGACCAUAACAAGGUGCCCUUCCUGCGUUUGUCCUCCCUGCCACCACGGCCACAAAAGUCCCAGCUUUCUAAGCACCCUCUCCCGCCCUUAUCCCCCAAGAAACCGCCGCCUCCGUCGGAUGAGAUGGUGAGGAGGCACAGCAGCAAGGACCAUGAGGGAGAGACGAAGGCAAGAGAAACAGAGGUGGGGGUGGGGGUGGGGGUGGCAGUUUUCUGCCCGAGCCCCGACGUCAACAACAAGGCGGACCUCUUCAUCGCCCGAUGCCAUGCAAAUUGGAAGCUCGAGAAGCAGAACUCCAGACGAGACAAGGAGCGGCGUAAACUACAAGGAGGCGAAUCGAGUGUGACCAGCAGGCAGUCCAACGAAGACCGGGUUCAGGCGAUUCCGCCGUCGCCUGCGGGGAGCGUAAAAGCUUCUCCCUGA